AUGGUUAUUCCUGCUAUUGCUAUGGCUAACAUUGUUGUUAGAGUACCUUCUCUUUCUGUUCCUUCAAAUGCUUUCACUCUCAACUCCAAAAUUAAUACCCCUAACCAUAUACUUCAUCUCAACUUCUCACAAACCAACCACACAACAACCCCAUUUCCAUCUUCCUUAUCAUCAUCAUCAUCAUCAUCAUCAAAAUCACUCAGAAACAGGACUAGUUAUUCUGCGUUGGCUUCUCUUCCCCCUGCUUCUGAAUCCUCAUCUUCCAAUACUACACCCUCUUCUACUUCUCCUGCAACUAGGCUAUAUGUCAGUGGGCUAUCCUUUCGUACAACGGAAGAAAGCUUGCGAAAUGCAUUUAAGAAUUUCGGUCAACUCGUUGAAGUAAAUCUUGUGAUGGAUAAAAUUGCGAAUAGACCAAGAGGGUUUGCUUUCCUUCGUUAUGAAACUGAAGAGGGAUCCAACAAGGCUAUAGAAGGAAUGCAUGGAAAGUUCCUGGAUGGUAGAGUCAUAUUUGUGGAAAUCGCCAAACCAAGAUCAGAGCUGCGACAAAGAUUCAAACAGAACACUGUGUAG
Molecule: messenger RNA, 573 nt
Organism: Vicia faba (fava bean)
Lineage: Eukaryota; Viridiplantae; Streptophyta; Magnoliopsida; Fabales; Fabaceae
Source: the annotation of a GenBank genome assembly